This is a messenger RNA of Grosmannia clavigera kw1407, 1236 nucleotides long. RefSeq names its product rieske family domain containing protein. The transcript has 2 exons. Lineage: Eukaryota; Fungi; Ascomycota; Sordariomycetes; Ophiostomatales; Ophiostomataceae. Gene Ontology annotation, molecular function: iron ion binding; 2 iron, 2 sulfur cluster binding. The record is from RefSeq and is a predicted model, not a curated record. The coding region runs from base 1 to 1236 and encodes 411 amino acids.
AUGUUUCGCUUCCUAGGCCUCUCUCAGGAUGCUUCUCCGGCCAAGCCACUGCCCAGCCGUGGCCUCGCCUCGUCCUGGUAUCGCAGCCCGGCCAUGUACGAGCUCGAGCGCCGCGCCGUCUUCUCGCAGCGCUGGCUCCUCAUGACGCACACGCUGCGCUUCACCAAGGCUGGCGACUACGAGUCCUUUACCGUCGCCGGCUUCUCCUUCUUCCUUGUGCUUGAUCGCACCGGCCGCAUCAACGGCUUCCACAACAUCUGCCGCCACCGCGCCUACCCAAUCGUCGAAAAGGCCUGCGGCAACGCCGCCGUACUCAGCUGCAAGUACCACGGCUGGUCCUACUCCUACCAGGGUGGCCUCGCCAAGGCCCCUCGCUUCGACACUGUCGAUGGCUUCGACCGCGCCCAGCACGGCCUCCUGCCUGUCCACGUCCACGUUGACCGCGCCGGCUUCGUCUGGGUCAACCUCGAGGCCGGCACGCCCUCCGUGCCCUGGUCCGACGACUUUGCUGGCGUCGACUCCACCAUGGCAGACACCUACGGCUUCUCCGGCUACCACUUCGAUCAUCGCUGGGACAUCGACCUCGACGCCAACUGGAAGGGCGUGGUCGAGAACUACAACGAGUGCUACCACUGUCCGACAUCCCACCCGCUCAUCGCCGGCGUCUCCGACCUUACAAAGUAUACCGUCGAGCCCAAAGCUGGCGCUUUUCAGCACACCAUCGUCAACAAGGCCGAGUCCGAUGGCAACUUCCGCCGCUCCAUCGUCUACCUCUACCCAUUGACCUCUAUCACAGUCACCGAUAACUUCUUCUACAUCCAGCGCAUGGUUCCCACAUCUGCCACCACCACGCGCAUAGAGAACGACGUGUUCCGCCAUGAAAAGGCCACGGACGCCGAGUUCCAGGCCAUCCUCGACUUCUACCAUCAGGUCCUCGGUGAGGACAAGACCCUCUGCGACAAUGCUCAGGCCAACAUCAACGCCGGAGUCUAUGUCAAUGGCGAGUUUCACCCGCAAAAGGAAAAGGGGCCCCUCUACUUCCAGGAUACCGUCCGGACACAGGUAAUGGCCCAUCGCGCCAAGGAGGAGAAGCAGGACGGCCGCCCGAUCUGGCCGGCCACACCCAAGAUCGCCGGCGAGAUGAAGACGGACAAGCUCGACGAAGAGGAGCGCUUCUGCGCCGGCCUCGAGGCUGCCGGCGGUUGCGCCGCCUCCAAGUCAGAGUUGGCCUGGUAG